Folsomia candida is the source of this 1339-nucleotide messenger RNA. Its product is annotated as probable leucine aminopeptidase 1. Gene Ontology annotation, biological process: proteolysis. Lineage: Eukaryota; Metazoa; Arthropoda; Collembola; Entomobryomorpha; Isotomidae. Gene Ontology annotation, molecular function: metalloexopeptidase activity. The record is from RefSeq and is a predicted model, not a curated record. The transcript has 5 exons. The coding region runs from base 144 to 1241 and encodes 365 amino acids.
UAGACACCGGAUGGCAAAGAGUUGAUAAAAUGGAUUGUCUGCGAUAAAAAAUUGACACAGCUCAUAAAGGAAUCGAGUUACAUUUUUUAAAUUAAAAAAUAUAUUUGCAUAUGUAUAUCAAAGUUUCCUAGAAAAUAAGAAUUAUGCGGGUUAUUAAAUUUGUCGUCGUUAUCGCGUCUCUCAGCGUAGUAGUUGCCCGACCAUCCUUGAAGGACGGAAAACGUCUGAUUAAAACUAGUGAGACGGACGCAGGAUUCUGGCUGACAAAGGAUGAGAUUUUUAGUCUGAUCAAACAGGGAAUUAAUUUUGUUGAUGUGACUGAAAGCAAAUUUCCGAACGGCGUUAACACAACAAUUUCAGGGCAAGAAAUUCCGAGUAGCUUGAGGUAUCAAAACGUUGUUCACAAUGCUUUCGAAAAUAUCGAUAUUUUGAGAAUGCAAACUUUUGUCGACCGUUUCGACAACUUUCCCAACCGAUACUUCAAUAAUCAGAAUGGCGUCGAUGCGGCCGACUGGGUCGAAAGGAUGGUUAAGAUUGCGAUAACAGAUGGUGCAUACGGCGGAAAAGUAACGGUGGAAAAGUUCACUCACAGUUGGCCACAGAGUAGUAUUAUCGCAAGGAUUGAGGGUGCGGAUCCCGUAUUGAAGGAAGAGGUCGUCAUCUUUGGAGCGCAUUUUGACUCCAUCAAUUCAGCAGAUCCGGUUGAUGGUAUCGCGCCAGGGUCGGAUGACAACGGAAGCGGAAGUGUCACCCUAUUUGAAUCCCUGCGAGUAUUAAUCGAGUCUGGGAUCAUUCCUAAGAGAACGAUCGAGUUUCAAUGGUAUGCGGCUGAAGAGGUAGGACUACGAGGAUCCGGCGAUAUUGCGGAAGCAUAUUAUAUCCAAGGCGUCAAGGUUGUAGCAAUGGUGAAUUAUGACGUCGUUGGAUACCGCGCAGGCGCGACCCAGAUCGGUCUCCUUACGGACAACACGUCCCCAACGUUGACCGCCCUCCUCCGUCUCGUAAUCGAUAAGUAUUGUACAAUUCCGUGGAUUAACCAUCAGUGUGGGUACGGUUGUUCGGACCACGCCUCAUUCACCCGCCAUGGCUUUCCCGCCGCUUCUCCGUCAGAGUACCCCAUGAAUCCAAAUAUGCAUAAGGAAAUUGACACGGCGGAAAAAAUGAGUUUCGAACAACUCGCAGAAUUUGUGAAAUUAACGGUUGGAACAGCCGUAGAAAUUGCGGAGGUACAAGAAACAUAAAUUUGUCUAAAUGUUGUGCAGCGUCGAAUUAAAUAAGCGAUUUUAUAAAAUGAAACACUGAUUAAAAAAUAAAUCUUAAGUGAAAAAUACGAGUAAAA